Aspergillus mulundensis is the source of this 447-nucleotide messenger RNA. RefSeq names its product resistance to Congo red protein. Lineage: Eukaryota; Fungi; Ascomycota; Eurotiomycetes; Eurotiales; Aspergillaceae. The record is from RefSeq and is a predicted model, not a curated record. Gene Ontology annotation, biological process: vesicle-mediated transport. The transcript is spliced from 3 exons. Gene Ontology annotation, cellular component: intracellular membrane-bounded organelle. Bases 1 to 447 code for a protein of 148 amino acids.
AUGGGUGUUUUGGUAGCGCGAGACUGUUGGCGAGACGCCUUUGGCCGCGUUCGUUGCGAUAGAUGGCAUGAAUGGGGCCGCUGGGUCGCAUUUGGUGUAAUUGUUGGAGUUGCUCUGAUUGCUUUCUUCGCCUUAUCCUGCUUUAACGCACGACGGCGCCGCAGCCGGGGCCUCCGCCCUUACGCUGGAACAGCCUGGAUGGCUCCUCCCCCUCCGUACCACCCGCAGUCGCACCAAGAUCCGUACAACCAGCCGCCUCCACCUCCGCAAUAUACUCAGUCGCCUGGAUAUGCGCCGUCUCCAGGCCCGCACGGAUACUUUGGCGGUCAGCAGUCGGGCAUCGAGCUGCAACAGCCACCGAACGCGCACCACUAUGGCGGCGAACGGGUGUACCAGCCACCGCCUGGACCACCUCCUCCUGGGGUUCAGCAAAAUGGGAAGCCUUAG